GUAGUACGUAGUACAAGAGAGAAUGUUUGGAAGAUGACAGAAGGGAAGUUAGCUUGUACGACAGAUGAAGUAGAGCCAGCUAACAACACUUUUUCAGAGUCCAACAAAGCUCCUGAUUAUAAUGAUACAUUAUUGGAAGUUUUCCCACUUAAUGAGAAUGUAAUAGAUCAAUUCCAGGAGGAGCUGCAAACUCUGCCUGAAGUGUUGUCUUAUAUAAAUUACUUGCAGAUGUGUGUUCAGAAGCAGAAUUUGCAGCUACAUAUUUUGACCCAUAGAAUUAAAGAAUAUGAAUCACAGCUGACAAAAAGAUGUGAAACUCUUGAAAAAGCUACGCAGACUGAGACUGAUGAAGUUGUGGACACUCCAUGGAUAACAGGAAGCUCACAGAGUGAGAUUCUGUCUUUAGCAGAACAAGUCAAAGAAGCUGCUGAAAGUGCUCUACAGAGUACAAACUUUGUAUAUGAAGAGACAUCAGGAAUGUAUUAUGACUACACUACUGGAUAUUAUUAUGAUGCUGAAAGAGGAUUAUAUUAUGAUGGAAAUAAUGGCAUUUAUUACUCCUACGACAAUGGAAGUGGUGAAUAUUUGUUCCAUUCCCAGAUUGAGCAAAUUCAAAAUGUACCCUAUGAAGCAGAGGAAAAGAAACGGAAGAAACUCAACAAGAAGAUAAGUAAAGAAAACAAAAAGUCUAAGACAGAAGAAAUUACAAAUGAUGACUGUGAUAAUGAAGGAAAGCAGGAUAGGGAUGACAACCGGGAAGAGGGUGAAUGCUCUGACAGCAGUCCAGAUGACAGUAGUAGCGAUAGCAGCAACAGUGACGAAUUAAAAGAAAAUCUUUUAGACAGUGACUGUUCAAAAGCUUAUCCACCAUGCAUGCGGAUUGUAGUGAAAGAAACAAAUGUGGAAAAAUUGAAGAUUGGUACCUUAUUUAUUGUGACAUAUACUGGAGGAACACUGGGUCGUGAAGGUGACCAUUCUGUGCUUAUUCCUGACAUCAACGUAAGCAAAUUCCACGCAAAAUUAAGUUUUGAUGAUGGAAAAUAUAGUAUAAUUGAUUUUGGUAGCAGAAAUGGCACUUAUCUAAAUGGUUCUCGUUUAUCUGCAUGUAAACAAGAAAGUGAACCAUUUGAAGUGGUGCAUGGAAGUAUACUGCAGGUGGGGGGAACGAAGCUUUUGUGUCAUAUCCAUUUGGGUCAUGACACAUGUGGACAUUGUGAACCCGGUCUCUUGCAGCAGGUGUCCUCUGAUAGAAAUGAGGAGAAGCUGACAAAAAGAAGUAUCUCUUACAAAAGUGGGCUCAAACAACUUCAACGAAAAUUAUGCCCCCGAAUUCCUGAUCCAAGAGGCAAUGACGAUACCAGAUACCAAGAUAGAGCUGAACUAAGGCGCUGCACUGUUGGAUCUCAGAAUGAAAAUGAAAAGACAUAUACUGCCUCUUUGGAUGAGCCAAUUAAAUCAGAUAAUAAGGGCUUCAAGCUAUUAUCAAAAAUGGGUUGGAGUGAAGGAGAACCUCUGGGAAAAGAGAAGGCUGGAAGCACGGAACCGAUACCGCUGUCGGAGCAGCGCGGCACCGCGGGCCUGGGCAGCGACGCUCCGCCCCCGCCGCCUUCUGGAGACGCCGCCGCCGCGCGCCGUUCCCAGCGCUGGAAGAAGGCGAAGCAGCGGUACGAGGCACUCAGCUAAUGCUGCCGCCACCGCCCGCGCCGUCGUUCGCGGAACAGACGUGACGGGUUUGAAUGAUGAUUCUGCGCACCUCACUCCCGUGCCUCGUGAGAUGCAGUAUGUUUCAAUUUCCCGUCUAAUUGCAUUUUUAGUUUGUUUUCGCGUCGUUGUGCCUACUAAGACUUUUUCACACCACAAAAGCGAUGAAAAUGACCCCACUAUAUUCAGAUUUUCUUGAAAGAUGAUUCCACACACUAGGUGAGGUACAACACCGAGCGAAUUUUGUCGAACGUCCCGCCCCCUUUUGUCUUCGAAGGAGGAGCAGUUUUUACCUGGAGUCAUGACAUACUUGUGAGUAAGUAAUGGAGUUUAUAAAUUAUAGAAACGUUGCACGAAGGGGAAUAACGAAUAAAUCGCAUUCAAGAAGAGAGUGGCGUCUUAAGACUGUAGGAUUUACUGUGCGAGUAACUAAUCAAUUAGCCUGGAAUCAACUGGCGAUGUGUAACUAGAUUAUGAUUGGAAAGAAUACAUAUUUAAUCACAGUUAACGCGUUCUCCCAGCAAACUGUUUCGUUCUUUCUUGAAAACGUUUGAUGAUGCAAAAUAUGGCAAGAUAGAACGAGGAAUGUUGGAAAAACAAAACACUGAUGAUGGUGUUCAUGAUCCAAGGAGCCAUUUCACAAUAAAUAAAAUAACAUUCAGAUUGUUAUUGUAAAUUUGUUAACUGUGAAGAUACAUAUAAUAAAUAAUUUCCCGUGAA
Schistocerca americana (American grasshopper) is the source of this 2421-nucleotide messenger RNA. Its product is annotated as angiogenic factor with G patch and FHA domains 1. NCBI's taxonomy places the organism in Eukaryota, Metazoa, Arthropoda, Insecta, Orthoptera, Acrididae. The coding region runs from base 34 to 1683 and encodes 549 amino acids. The record is from RefSeq and is a predicted model, not a curated record. The transcript has 9 exons. Gene Ontology annotation, molecular function: nucleic acid binding; protein binding.